GCCCUUGUCUUUAGCACAGGUAAUGGACCACAUGAAACAGUAUAUCAUGGAGCGGCAGCUCAUUGACGCCAAGUUGCCCCCCGCGAUCGUCUGUGGCCAGGAUCCACUAGGCAAGGUGCUUGGUGUGGAACGUUUUCUAGUCAGCGAAGCCAUGGACGACGGGAAAAUUGAGAAAAAUGACGUUUUGAAAAAUAAUUCAGCAGACGACCCUGCUCUACUACCUAUCGUCUGCAUCUUCUUCAGUGCAAACAUCAUCUGCGCUGCCUUAGAUACUAAAUUUUGUCAAAUUGAUUUGUAUUUAAAAAAAGACAGAAGAAACUGCCUACUGAAUUUGGUUUCUUAAAAAAGUUUGUGGUGCUUUUGAAUUAAGCGAGGGAUGGAGAAGGAAGACUAUCUUGACUUCUGUGGAUUGAUGGAUUGAAGCCGUCGUCUGCUGUGUCUGCAACGCCUGCUGACGGCAUUUAAAAGGGGACGCACAUCAUUUUGGAAGGAUGUUGGGACGACGGGAGUGUGUGAACUUCGGGAAGACUUGCGAGGAGACGGAAACGAAAGAUGUCACGUUCUUUCCAUGUUUUUUUCUUCUUCUUUAGCGGUCUUCUAGUCAAACAAAUGAGUGCUGUACCACCGCAGCAUGUAGUAACACAAGGAACGUUAAAGCGGGAACUCCAGUCCGGCGCCAACGGCACGAGCGACACGCAGGCUCUCAAGCGUGCGCGCGUGGAAGCGGAUUCCACAAGGGACGCGAGUGCUUCGGGUGCAUUGUCGACCCCGGUGCACCUUCACAUACCACCGUCUCCGGGCUACGACAGUGGCCCAGAGACGGAGUACAGUUAUCAGGGCCACGAGACGGAGUUAGUCAAGGACACGAGCGACGAUCUCUGGUUCCUCGAGGAGUCCUCGUCAGACUGCAUGUCGUCCGACAGCGAGGCUACGCAGCGCCGGCUCUUGCGGGUGGCCGCCCUCGCAGCCGAGCUACUGCAGCGGGAGGAGGAAGGACGCGACAGCGACGACUGCCCGUUUGAGGUUGAGUACGAGAUUGAGGAGGAGUCGGAUCGCGACGGGGACACAAAGGCCGGCAGCAUCUCUUCUGACAGUGACAUUGAGGAGGUGGGCCAGGCUGAGAUCCUCAUUUGCGUCAACGAUGACGACGCACAGUUCUGGGCUGACUCGUCGGACAGCUACUCUUCCGACUCUGAGAUCGGAGAUGCAGACCUGUGGCAGUGCCGACUGUGUGGUAUGGAGUGCGAGCCCCACGGCAUGUCGCAUGUUCAACGGUACUGCACCACCUGCUGGAAAGAGCGGUUCGGAUGGUUGCCAGACCGGGAGGAGCGACACCCGCCGCAGAAGAAACGUCGCAGGGUGCAGCGUCGCAACAGCCACGGAACGAGGAAUCGUCGGGCAUCAAAUGCAACGGGCAUCAACGGCGUUAACUCCUCGGACCGGCUCCAGCUGAACAGUGCCGGCGAAGAAAGCCCAGCUGGGUCGUGUGGUGACAGUGCAAACUCGCCCUCGGAAGUGUGUAGUUUGAACAUCGAUGGUUCUCAAGAGAGCCUCAGUGGUGGGAGCGGGCCGAUGAGGUUGUCGCCCACUGAUGACUGUGAAGAUGGAAGCAGCUUUGGCAUGGCGACAACCUGUGAAAGCCAGGAACAGCCAAAUAACUGGUCGCAGCCCGGUUGUAGCUCGGACAAGCGGGACGGUGACACGGUGGCAUUCCACAUUGCAGCCGAGCUGUGCACCAUCUGCAAUGCCCGCCCCAAGUGUGGCAUUCUGGUGCACGGCCGGACUAGUCACCGCCUCAGUUGUUACAAGUGUGCGUUGCAGCUGCAGAGGCUUAAGCAGCCGUGCCCCGUGUGCCGGCGCCGGAUCCAGCGUGUCGUGCGCAACUUCGACGCCUGAUUCAAGUGACGGCCUUUGGUCGGGUGCUCAUGCACCCGUUCGCCUUUUUGUGGAGAAGCGAAAGAAUAUACAGUUGAUUCAUGUUUGUCAUGGCAAAUUAAUUAAGUGCACCGCUCACUUAGAUGAGAAGAAGACAAAAAAACAAAGCAAGUGACAUUAAACGGAAGUGUUGUUCAAAGAGGAAGUAUAUAAAUACAGAAGAUGGCGUGUUGUUCAAAGAGGAAGUAUAUAAAUACAGAAGAUGGCUUGACGUACAUGUGUUGAGGCAGUGAUUCUGGUAAGCAACAGCAAAUCACAAGGAGUGUGGUUAUCAAGAUAAACUAUGAAAAAAAAAAGCCAAUUCCUUGUCAGGUCGUGAAACCGAAUCGCCUCUUUUUUGGUAGGCCUGUGUCAUUUCUCGGGUUACUUGUUGUAGUUCUCCGUCAGAUGGGCUAUCUUGUCAGUAUGCACAGCAUGUAAUGUUGAAGUAUUUCGCUUGUGUGGGAAAGUUUUUUCCUGUUGCCUUCCUUUUGUGUAAGGCUGUGGUGCACUUAUUAUAUUUUCAUGAUGCUUCUUGUGAAGUCUUCCAGUUUUGCGCAGUGUGCCGCAGAAUUUAGCGAGCUGUGCGCAACUUCGACGCCUUGGCCGGGUGCACUCUUUGUAGAAAUUUAGCCACAGCGCGGAACUCUGUCGUGAAUUCUUACUGUUUCUUAACAAUCCACAGACUGUCACACGGAGAGGUGCUUCUGCGAAGCUGAAUUUUUUAUUUGUGUGUGCGUAAUACACUUUUGCUUGUUCGUUAAGCGAGCACACUAUUUUGCACUUUAAUUCUGAUGGUGGUGUUUGUCAAGAACCACGUCUUUUUGUGUCGUUAUUGAUAUCUUGAAUGCUGGUGCCACUAUGAACUAGUGCAGUUGAAUCCCAUCAGCAUGGAAUGAAUGGCAUACUCAAAGAACUUACUGCAAAUAUUCUCGUACUGGUAAGGUCUUUAGUGGACGUGUGACAUGUCGAAAAUCUUAGGCCUAAGAAACCUCUUUCUUCAUUAUUUUUUUUUCUGUCCACAAUUCUGGAUUAGCCGGGGUUAUGACAUGGUGCUCGACUCUGUGCAACAUAGUACAUCAGCCAUGUCUACUACUCAUGUUUCUAUUCAUUCCAUUGCUCAUGCCCUUGAUUAAAUAUUAGUUCCUCUCCUGUGAGCUCUUGGUCAAGUGUCGCACUUAAUGCAAAUUGUUCGCAAGGUCUUGUUUUCCGUGCUACAGCACACAUCCAGGCAAAGGCUUACGUGGCAAAACCUGCUAGUGGCAUUUGUGCGACCUUGCUUAAAAUAGCAUUCAUUAGUGGCUUGGUGAAGCUUUGCAUUGCUGCAAAAGCAGAUGAUUAGAAUAGCGCUUUGUCAUGCUGAUAGCACUGAGGAAUCCUUUAUGAUUUCUUAGUAGUUGCCCAUGUUUCGUGUUGACUAUUCCCAAGUCCACCUUGUGUUUUGACCAAGAUGCCAAAGAAAUGACCUGUAUUUCUAUGAAGAGUCUGUCACAUGCUUUACAGCAUGCUAUCCUUGACUGCUUUGUUAAAAUUUUGCCUAAGGAGUUGUCCAAAACAAGACUGUUUUAUUUUUAUUUUGAUUGGCACAUUGCCAUUUCAAGGGUUUGACUCUCUUCCAUAACCUGUCCAGUAGCCACUGAAGUUAGAGUUCAUUACGCUGUGACUGUUUCUUCAUUGACAGACUGUGUGGGCAUUACAUCAGUAGAAGUGAAAUGUUUACAACAGUUUAUCUCAAAGGAAUUAUGGAAAAAAAAUCACAAGAAAGCAACACCCAUGGCUCUGUGGUUCAACUGCACUGAUGACAGCACCAGCUUCCAUUCUUGUGUCUGAUAUGAGUGUAUUGGGAAGUAAACAGAUUGUUUAAUACAUAUCCAUAUAUCCAUAGUUAAUAUAUACCUGUAAAUAAAUAAAUUCCUUAGCCAUCUUUUUUACAACUUUUUAGUUGCUCUUGAAUGCUUGUGUGAUGCUUACAAACUCACGGCGUGACAGGAUUAAACUGUCAUACAUCUUGUCAGUGACAUUGGGAGUAUUGUGUGCUUGGCCAACAAGCGUAGCAGUGGCUAAUAUCCGAUGUCUGUGCUACGUAGGACUAGUAACUUCUGUUGUUUUGUUGCAGGUUGAGGCCUGCAAAUCGCACACAUCGCAUCAUUUCCACCAUCUUUCAUGGCAUUAGCCUUUUGACUUGCUCGUACUAAAUACCAUUACAAAUGACAUUAAGUUAUAGCUCAUGAGAAGUGUUCGACUGUGUGCUCUUUUGCAUUGGUUUCAUUUGUGCAUAACUACAGUUAUCAGCAGUUAAUGUGUAACCUUAGCAAAAUUGUAUUUUGUGAUGGAUGAAGGUAGCAUCUGUGUUCGUAGGAUGAGCUAGUUCUUUUUCGUCCCGUGAGACUAGCUAAAUUGCUAUUUACAGCCGUAACUUUGGGGUCACAACCCUUUCGAGGGAAGGGCUUCUGCAACACUUCGUUCCACCUAUAAGUUCGCAAAUUGCUGCUGUCAAACAUCGUUUUCGUUAAGUCGCCUCCUGGUUUCACGGAACGUAACUGAAGACCUCAAACCAGGCACUAUUGUCGCAGGGAAAAGUAUGCUUCUCUCUGUGUAAAUAUCGCACCAGAGCCUCGUGCACACAACUACACUUUUCGAUUCAAAUGGCUUCUUUCUGUAAGCUAGAACUUUUGUUGUGCAUGACUGUCUCAUAGUACCUCAAGAGCCAGAGCUUAUGAUUCAAGCACAUUUCAGCGUGUAGCUUCGAACUUUCUUCUGUACAUAUGUCUCUCGUCUCAUGGUGAGGUCCGCAACUCCUGUAAAUGUCUUUAAAUACUAGUAAUGGGCAAGCUGUUUGCUUCUACAUACGUGGUACUGGAACAGCCAGUUGUUUUGGUGAAUGGAAGUCUAACUCCAAACUUAAAUCGCUUUUCAGUGAUAGAAGCAGUGACACAUCUCCCACUCGUUUUUGUUUGGGAACAAAGAGACAAAAUAAUUUCUUUGAAUGAAUUUUCUGUCAAGAAAAUUCAGAAAUUUUUCCAUAAAUUUGAAAACUUUUUUGUUUGCAGAAAAAAUGAAAUUGUUUUCAAUAGCAAGACCGACUUUUUCCAAUGUUUCAGUCAAAUAUUUUUCAAUAGUUGCAUGUGAAACAUGAUCUUUGACUGCAUGGAGGUGUGAGUGUCCCGCCCCCCUUUUUUUCUACAAGAUGUGAUUUUUCGGGAAAAGGCUGUUUCGAAACUCAAAACUGCUGCUUAAGGGUAUGAGCUUAUUUUCUUUAUCAGGUGACACUAGUUAAAUUCAUAUUUAAUAUCACGGCACUUGCUAGUGAAGUGCUUUGUGUUAGGGUCAUCUUUAAAGUGCCUUCUGUUGUGCUUGUACAUUUUUUCAUUGCCCGUAUUGUGUUAAAUACGUCAUUUGUGCAAUAACACACACUAAUUCUUUAUGAAUUGAAGAACGUAUUUCUUUUUGUAUUCAAAAGGAGGCCUUAGAAAAUGUUGCCAGCUUUUUUUUUUUUCGGCACAUUGCGUUUAGUAAUUUUUUGUGGUUUAACCUGCUGGCUGUAUUUGAAAAGUCAGUCUUAUAUAAUAAUGUCUGAGGUGAAUAAGUCGCAUAUAGAUUUUUUCUAGAAAGUGUUUGUGCGUUCAUGUUAGGCUUAAGAAAUUUUGUUCCAAGUUUGCAGUGGUAAGAGUGCGAGGCCAUCAACAUCACAUAUUCUAAGGGAUACAUACAGGCUCUUCAAUCUCCCGCAAUACGAUCUGCCAAACCUUAUAUGGUGUAUGCUUUGGGCAUCGUGUUUGAAAGGUGGGACAUGCAAACAUGGACACUCGAUGUCGGGUCAACAUGCAGUAUUUGUAUUGUCCUAAGUUCUCAUUUAUGUCUGUAUUUCCACGCCCAAUCUUUUGACUUGCAACCCUUUCAUCAAUGUGUGUCUUUAUCUUUGCAGCGAAAUUGCCACUGUGCUUACUGUUGAGUUGGGAAUUUUUCUCGUGCGUUGAUUAAUCGUCACAGUUUAUCCCUGAAGUUAUUGCAUUUUCACUUGAAGAACCAUCAUAUACAAUGUUAUGUUAGAUUCCUAAGCUUCCCUGUCUGUUGAGGGUUCAUUUCGUCACGUCAUUAAAAAUAAAAAUAUUGAAAAGAGCCGAGGGCAGUGAGUAAGUUUCAGUGCUGUGUUACUUUGUAUUUUUUGCCCAAUAAAUUGGUCGGUGGAGCUUGUUAUACACACUGAUUAGAAAAAGCACAAAUCAACGCAGCAUAAGGUGAAUAAAGCUACAAAAGAAUACUUUGUACACAUAAUAAUGCUGUGUUUUGCACACUGCAUGUGAGUAGGAUGUCACAGAUGCUCUAUACAAAGCUCUGCGUUUUUACUGAUGUGAUGCUGUUAAGAAUACAUUGUAUACUGCUCUAAAUCUCGGCUAUAGUAGUAAGCAUUAAGUAUGCUGUAUCAAAGUAAGGCUAUUUUUGUGGUGAUUGCUGCAUAGUGUCUCAUAUUUGCUGCGACUGAGAAAUGUAGUGUUCGGGGUGAAGAAAACGCCGGGAAGAAAAAGUGUGUGAAGUGUCUUAUCUUUUCUGAAAUGUCUCGGCAAAUCGAUCUCACAAAACUUCUUAGCAUUGAUUAUUGGGGCCUUGUUUUUUUCUUACGGUGUUUCAUGUUCAGCUUGUAGAUGUUCGCGCGCUUUGUCAUUGUGCAUCAUUAAUUACUACUUGCUAUGAGUUAUGCAGAGGUUGCUACGAGUUACGCAGUGGUGCUCAAAAACCUUUGACUUAGUUCAGCACAGCAGUUUUCAAGUAUUUAAAAUCUCAUUGGUCUGCUAAGUUUGGGUGGAGCGAACUCGGAACCUAGUAAUGCCGUGUGGUUUACAUCCAGUGAAAGAAAGCUUGCCCCUCGUUGAAACUGUACAUCGCUUCAUGGCGGGCAUAGUGACCUGUAUGUGCUGUACACUGGUGACUAGAGUUGUGAAAACGAGUGCACUCUUGUUUCACAACUCGAGUAGAAAUGUGUGUAGCAUCUUGCAUCCUAUAGCUCAGACACUCUCACACGACUCAGAUGUAUAUGUAUGUAGUUAGAUCUACGUGUUUAUUGUACACUGUGCAAAGUGCCCCACCGAUACAGGAAGUGGUGAUUUUUAUACAGUGUGUUUGAUCAUGAGCUCUUUGUUCGCAAUGACUGGAUUCUUCAAAUGCCUCAGAACUCCAAAUUGUGGAGAUGAUGUCCGGUUCAGCGUGAAGAACGCUACUCGUGUUGUCUCGCUUUUUCGCAACUUUGCCGCAGUAGUUUAUUACAGAGAAGAGAAAAAUGUCGAACGCAUCCUCCGCGGCUCAGUUUGGCAGUUUAAGGAACGGAUUUAUGUGCACGAGAUGUGUGCCAGCGUGACCUAUUGCGUCUUGGUCGAGGAACGGGCGCUUGAGACACCUGUGUAAGUUUCAGUUGUGUAGCACCAGCUGCAUUGUGGUGGAUUCAUAAUUUAUCCACACGAGUGAUUGUUUUUCUGCACCGCAACAGCUACUUUGCUGCUGUAAUUUGCACAAUUGCCAAUGCCUGAGAUUCUGAAUUGUAAAUAUAGCAGCUCUGGCUAUAGUAAUUUAUUUCAUCAACACAUCUUGUAUCAAACAAGUUUUUCUUUGAAACGUGAGUUUGGUAGUGGACUUCACUACUGUUAUAAAUAAAUCUGCUUGUUUUGUUUUACCUUUUUGUAAUUUCAAGUGUCCAUGUCCUAGCUAACGUCGGAAGAAUGUGACGAGCACCAAAGUUGUGUCGUGCGUGAGUUUGUGUAAAGUUGUGUUGUCAGUUUUGUGUGGCAUAUAAUAGCUUGUGUUAAUCGGGAAUCUUCGUUUAUCUUAUUGCUUUUCUGCUGUCUGCACGUUCUCGUUAUAAGUGGUUGUGGAUGUUGCACUUUUUUAUUGUGGCUGGCUGUCUUGGGGAGACAGUCAAGAGGUCUGCUGGUUAAGGUUAUAUAAAGUGUAUGUUAUUAAUGUUUUUAUGUCACUCCCCGUUUUUGAUUUGUGUGUAUUUUCAUGGCUUUGAAUUUGCUGGGUUUGAGGUUUUCGGACUAAUUACGGUGGGGAUAUGUAUGAUUUUUCGUUGUCUGAUGUUUGUACUGCUUAAAACUAAGUGCCGUUUAAAACGUAAGCUUUUGUCCGUGUCUUAGCUGUCCCUGCUUACGUAUCCCGCUCAUAUUUCCAACCAUCAUGAUCAACUAACCAAAUCUACCAUUGUGACAAGUUUGGAAGUAAUUUUCAGCUUCAGGACCACAGUGACAUCGCUUAAUCAGCUCUGCAUCUCAAACGCUUCUUAUGUUUGCUGUGUGUUACUCCAUUCUUUUGUGCAAAAUCACUAAAGCUUGUCGCUUUGAAUAUGCUACGUUGCCACGCUGCUUCGAUGCCAUGGUGUUAUUCUAGUACAAUCUUGUGCAUGAAUUCUGCUAAGGCAGUCACAUUUGUUAACCCAUGUUGCAUUUGCAUCUCUGGUUUUCUGGUUCAUCCUGUUUGCAUUUGAAGGAGUGUGGAUACCAAAAGAUUUUGGCGAAGAUUUAAAAUCUUUCUGCUGAGAGAUAUAAAACCUGUGUGUGGUAGUGUAAUUUAGUAAUAACGGAACAGCAGUGUGACUGAAUAGGGCCAAGGGGCUGACAUUAAGUGCUAUCUGCUAUAUUUCACUCGCACGCCGUUUUUUUCCGGCAAAAUGCGCAGCCAUGUCUCCCGACAGCCGGAUCAUGUCUGCAUUGAGCGAAUCUGAUCGAGAGCACCUGUAUGAAUGGAGGUAGAAAACCAUUUAUAUUUUGAUCGAUUGGUAUCGAAGACUGAAAUUUUUUCAUACUACACAUCACAGUCAUCAUGUUUGCCGUACACAUCUCCAAUGUCUAAUGUUUUUCAGUUCUUCUUUAACGUUUCUGGUUAUGGUUUUUAUGGUAAGCGUUCAGGAGACACGCUUCAUUUUCAGAUGCCUUGUUCAAGCAAGUUAGCUUCGAGUCGCUUCUUCUCUGUCCAAAUGCGAAGCAGCAUUCCUUGGAAGUAGGCAGAGUUCAUGCUGUAGUAUGCUUCUUAUCAUGCUGCCGUUCGAUUUCAGUUUCCUUGGUACACACCUUGUCACAAACUGCUCUCUGCAGUGCUCUCAGAUAUGCCAGCAAGACCUUCAUAACGUUAUUGCAGGAACCUGCACUGGCUGGGGAUUAGCCACAUGAGAACUGGCACGAUAACAAUUGCUGGGGUUUUACAUCCCGAAAUCAUGCCAUUAUUUUAAAAGACGCCACAAUGGAGAACUCCAGAAACUUUAGGUUUCCUGGGAUUCUUUGACGUGAAUCUAAACCUAAGCACAGGAGCCUCUAUCGAAGUGCGGUCCUCAAAUCCAGGAUUUGACCCUGCAACCGUCAAAUCACUACUCGGGCACCAGAACUGCUGAACCACCACAGAAGGCACCAGCAUAGGCAUGUACUCUAUGCUUACAUAAGCAGCAACCAUAUUGCAUGCAACAGGCAUGUAGUUACAAGUACAAGAAUUGUAUGUGCAUUCUUCUGGCGGUAGCUUUACAAAGCAUGGCCUUACUACAUUGCUCUGCUGUGCAGCAAUACAUGUUCCUUAUCCAUGGCAUCGAAGAAGCACCGUGCUUUUGUGGCUAACAAAGCAGCAGGCUUUUAUGUUUUCUUUGUUAAUGGUUACUAAUAGCCUGUUUCUGGUUUUGCUAAUUAAUUUUUUUAUGGCAAGGGGACGUGUAUAGGUGGUUGUAUUUCGAUGUUUUUAUAAGGGCUGUUUCACGGCUUUAUUUUUUAAAUUUCUCCAGUUAUUUCCCAAGUCCAAAAAUGUGCACAGUUUAAAAAAGUGCCAGACGAGCAGCUUUAUUUAAGCACUUGUGACAAUACUGCCGGUGACUGUUAUUAUAGGUUGUUGGUAUAUUUAUUUCUAUUUUCGAACCUCACAAUUGGCUGGGCCGUUUUCUUACUAAGUGGGAACUGGCCUAUUGCAAGGAAGGUUUAUUGUUGAUUGUUUUACUUGUUACUUUUUCAAUUUAUAUUCUUUUGUUUUUAAUUUUUCCCGUCUGGAAGUUCACUGGGAAAGUAUAUUUUUUGUUGUUGCUUUACAUUAACUAGAAAGGUGUCUAGUUGGUAAGAAAGAAGUAAAAGUUAUUUUUUAUUUACAUUGUCUUUAGUUAAUGUUACUUAUGUAGCAUAUGAUUGUGCAUCUGUACAUAGUUUGCGUUCUUUUAAUUUGGUGUGUGUAAUUGUUUGUAUCAAGGCAGAAAAGGAAAAAGCAGUUAGAGGUGGUCGGAUGUGCAGGUGCUUAAAUAAGACUGCUUGUUGAGGCCAAAGCGUGUGCCUUCGUGUUUUUUUUCCCUUGCUUCAUUGCUUCCGACCUUGAAUGUUUAUGAGAAGUAUGAUUAAAUGCAGAAUUAUCUAGCCUGGAUGCAUCCACAUAACCAUAACAAUCAUGUCUUUAGCGUGACCUAACUACAUGCCAGGCAUAUCUGCUUUGUGUGACACUAUCUGUGCCUGUCACAGCGCAGAAAUUGCCGCACGUGAUGUGUAUGCAUCGACGCUAGAUGCCAUCACAUCGGUAAUCGUUUGUAUAUGCUGUCCUGAUUACCUACUGCUUUACAGCUUGCUACUAGCUGUGGUCAUAGUGAGGCUAAAUCAGAAGGCUUGAAUGAGGAGUAAAUGACUCCGAACCUCUGUGAUACUACUAUCUUGGACUAAAAUAACAGCCAAUGUGCUUGUGGUCUGUUUAGUCCAGCAGUCUGCAGACUGAAGUGCUGGCAUCGAACUUGUGUUGGCAUGCAUGUUUCAUCUUUCAGAACUUCUCGCUCUCUCCCCAUUUCGUAUCCUCUUCCCCAGGUGCCGAGGAAGGUACUUCUUGCACUCCAACCUCUGCACCCUCCUCAAGCUCUUUCCUUAUUUUGAUCCUAACGUUUGUGGAAAAUUUGUGGGCUUUCCGCAAAGUAAUAAAAAAAAAAAUGUCAAACAUAA
Molecule: messenger RNA, 10847 nt
Organism: Rhipicephalus microplus (southern cattle tick)
Lineage: Eukaryota; Metazoa; Arthropoda; Arachnida; Ixodida; Ixodidae
Product: E3 ubiquitin-protein ligase Mdm2
Biological process (GO): regulation of gene expression; cell cycle; negative regulation of apoptotic process
Cellular component (GO): nucleus
Molecular function (GO): ubiquitin protein ligase activity
Source: RefSeq, a predicted model, not a curated record